Messenger RNA from Pomacea canaliculata, 6293 nucleotides. RefSeq names its product ankyrin-3-like. The coding region runs from base 310 to 2067 and encodes 585 amino acids. The record is from RefSeq and is a predicted model, not a curated record. Gene Ontology annotation, biological process: negative regulation of delayed rectifier potassium channel activity; neuronal action potential. Lineage: Eukaryota; Metazoa; Mollusca; Gastropoda; Architaenioglossa; Ampullariidae. Gene Ontology annotation, molecular function: transmembrane transporter binding. Gene Ontology annotation, cellular component: synapse; membrane; axon initial segment. The transcript is spliced from 18 exons.
UUGUGUCGUUACCUAGUUUUCAGGGGUGACAGACGACUCGUCAGAAGAUAAAGGAAGGACAAAUACUCCCGCCUGAGAACAAGAGUGAUGUCCCUUGGAUACACCCUGCUUCCGGUAAUGACGUCUGCUUCGGCGCAAACUCUGAAAGAGAGCAUCCAGUUGUUUGUUGAUUUUAUGAGCAACAUACUUUCUAGAUUAAUUGAGAAUUGGAAAUAAGCAUAAACUGCAGGAUCAAGCAGUACAGUUUCUGAAAGGUUUCUAAAACCAGUGACCAAAAGUAAAUCUUAAAGAUCAAUUUAAGUGUUAUGGAUGUCGUGGCAAUGUGUUGGAAUGGCAAUGGAUACUGAUGCUCAGUUCUUACGAGCUGUGCGAGGAGGGAAUCUGGAGGAGGUACGAAAGUAUCUCGAUGCUGGUCAAAAUGUGGACACCACAAACAUUAAUGGCAUGAGUGGUCUUCAUCUUGCUGCCAAAGAAGGGCAUCUGUCUGUGGUCAUGGAGUUGCUGAACAGGGGAGCUAAUUGUGCUGCUCGAACUCGUAAAAACAACACACCUUUGCAUGUUGCUGCCUUAGCAAGACAGUCCCAAGUGACCCAGAUCCUACUGGAAAGAGGAGCUGACAUAAAUGCAGUCUCUGAGACUGGGUUCACACCUCUGUAUUUGGCAGCACAAGAAAAUGGGUCAGACAUAGCCUGUAUGUUACUACAGGCUGGAGCAGAUCAGCGUAUUCACACAGUGGAUGGCUUUUCUCCCUUGGCAGUAGCUGUUCAACAGGAAAAUGCAGAAGUAAUAAAUGUGUUGUUGCCCAACUGGCGAGCGUCAGCCCCAGAAUAUGCCUUCAGAUUGCUUGAAGAACUAGGACUAGAUUGCCCUGAUGUGUUCAGAUACACAGCUGAAGGCAAUUUUGUGGAACUGCGGAAAGCUAUCCGUAGUGGCAGUGAUGUAAAUCAGACGCUAAAAGAUGGUCUAAGCCCGCUGCAUCUGGCAGUUGUGUUGGGAGAUCUUCAGAUGGUGAAAGAGCUGAUAAGUCAUGGUGCCUUUCCCUCCACAAUAUCAGAGAAACUUUCUUCACCUUUAAUCACGGCUUGUCACUCCUGUCGACGUGAUAUCAUCCAGGCCUUGUUAAGUGCAGGUGCAAAUCCUAAUGAUAAGCCUCGGCCCUACAGUCCCCUCCUGCCACUUCAUAUUGCUUGCAACUAUGGAGAUACAGCAGCAGUUUUAAUGUUGCUACAACAUGGAGCAGAUGUCAAAGCUGCUGGGAAAUGGAUCAGCAUGAAUGCCCGCGUAGCUUUUGAUGACCACCAUGCUGAAGUUAUGUCUCUGCUGGUUCAGUGGGCCUUGCAACUAUGCCCUGAGCAACAGACACAUGUCAUGCAUGACACAGAGUCUGAGGCAGGCAACAUGCUUCUGGAGCCACCUACACCUUAUGAGCCUGAUCCAGAUCCUGCAGGAACAUGCUUGGCCAUGAUGCGUUCACUUUUCCGCUCACGACCUGAACAUGUAGAUGAACUGAUAGAAGCAGCACUCAGUACAAUUCACCAGUGCAACAUCUUCAAGGCAGCAGAUGAAGGCAAUGCGGUGCUGGCAACAGCCUGCCUAGAUGAAAAUCCUGCCUGCUUAGAAACCAAGACAAAGUGUGGUUUGACUCCUCUGCAUGUAGCCUGUGUGAGAGGGCAUGUAGCAGUUGUUUCCCUUUUUCUUGAAAGGAAGGCUAACCCUAAUGCUUCUACUGAUAAUGGAAUCACACCAACUAUCAUGGCUGCAUAUGCAAACUGUCCCUCUGUGUUGCAACUUCUUAUGAAGAAUGGUGCUGAUAUGACACUGAGCAUGCAGAAUGGCUUGACACCCCUGGGCAUGGCCAUAGCCAAGAAGAACUUAGAGGCAGCAGAAAACAUUUUGAAGCAGCAUCCACUAGCACCAUGCUGCAGCAUACUCAAUGUCUUGAGCACCCAGUCGGAAGAACAGCAGGUGUCACAGGUGCUGGGGAUGGUGGAGUGGGCUUGUCGGUCCAAUCCUCUCUCCUCUGCAAACAGACGCAAGAAGGGUCGACGGGCAUGUGUUUUGACAUAAAGCACUUUUUGUGCACCUUAGGAUUAAUUUGUAUCUCAUCAUUUGUAUCAGAAGAAAAAAUUGUAAGAGGGUAAAAAUUAUAAGAGGGUGAGCUCCAUCUUAAAGAUAAAAAUUUGGAGGAUGAUUCUAGAAAAGUCUGUUUGUAGGCCAAAGUAUAAUAGCUAGCUGGUUAUGUGAAAAAAGGUUGGGUGUGUGAAGAAUCAUAGCUUAAAGUAAGAAUGUUUUUCAGACUCUGUCUUACUGACUUGGAUACAAAGCUUGUAGUAUAUAAGCCACUACUGAAUGAAAAUAUUGUAGAUGUCAAGUGCUGGUGAGUCUCAUUUGCUAUUUAGAAAAACUUUAGAGGAUCUCAAUUUAAUAUUUAACAUGAAAUGUUUGUCAUUUGCCCAGUCUUGACCUAACCUAAAAGGCUUUGAAGAUAAAAACAAGCAAUCUAGCCCUAGUUUUAAAUGUUGUAAAUUUUGUCUGUGCAGCUUUGUGAUAAUGUCGUAAAAAGCUUUGGUGUCAAAGGUCUUCAGUGCUGACAUUUAGUGACCAGUACAGCGGGAUCAAUCAGGGGCCAGUGUCUGCUUACAUGUCAGUGUUUUUAUGUUAAGACACAAUUACACUGGUUUGUAUAUUUUGUUGCAGAUACUUUGUGUGGGUAGGAAAGUGGUUUUGCUGUUCACCAGUCCUGUGUUGCACAGUUCUGUUGUUUUCGUCAAUGUGCAUUACUGUGCAUCACUGUAAGAAUAGAGAGCACACUGUCAUCUUGAUUGUGUGGUAAGUGAAAUAUAGUAUACAUUGUAUCAUUUUGUUGAGCAGCGCUGCCACUGUGUGCUGUUUUGUAGUGUUCUGCUUUGGAUAGUGUCAUGGGCUGUUUUUAUAGUGUUGCGAUGAUUGUGCCAUCAGUUUGUGCCAAGAGCUGCACAUGAUUGUAUUGCAUUGUGAGAGUCAUGCAGUUAAUUGAACAGAGCUAAACAUUAUUGUGCACUUUUUUAAACUAGGAAAAUAUAGCAACUCUUACCUCAGCUUGCAUGGUGUGCUGGGGAAUUAAGUGUACUCUGCUCACAGUAAGAGAAGAUUAGAAAGAGUGAUUUCUUUUUUCAUACAUACUUAAAUGAUGAAGGUAAGAAGUUUGGAGCAUUUGGAUAUUACACAACAUUUGAAAAGUAGAACCUCAGAUUUAAUGGAGAGUAGUUUCAUUUUUUGUGAUGUAUAUCUUUCUUUUGUGGGGAGGAGAGAGCCGGAGUAGCAGAAUGGAGUUUCAGAGCUGGUGAAGUUACAAUGCCAUGUCCAUUAGAUUACAAAAGCUACAUAAGAGGCACUGGCAACAAGUUUUCACUAGCCUUCCAGCAUUUUCAUGCUGUUUGUACCAGGGUAGUAUCAUCUGGCUAGCGCUCUAUAUUUUCCCUAGUAGGCAGCUCAAAGGACACCAGGAACCACUACUCACAGCAUUCAAGUGGCAUAAGCAGAUCUGGUUUGGUUAUGUGACCUGUCAUGGCUCUAGAAAUUAGACCAUGACACUGUAAUUGAGUUUUUCAGAUAUGUUUGAAUGGGAGUUUAAGAGCCAUCUUUUUAUGUGUCCAUUAGUAAGAUGGUCGUUGGUUCAGAUUUCAGCUCAAACAUAUUUACAAAAACAGCAUGGUAGUGUAAUUUUCACUUUCUGUAAAACAUCUGAACCGUUUGAACACAAAACACUUUAUUUAAAGCAAGUUGCUUGUUUGAAGGGAAAAACUAAGAUCAGUAAGAUAAAAUAUAUGAAGUAUUAGAAGAGAUGGCAUGGGAUUGUUGAAGUGUGGCAAACAAAGAAUCAAGUAAUAGAACAGAGAACAGAUUGAAAAUUGUUCUUUAUCAGAUCAGUAUGCUGUAUUGGAGGUAAAUAUAAAAAAGACUACUUUUCACUUGCAAAUGUAAAGCAAGACAGAAUUAUGCAGUAAGUGACAUGAUCUGUGCUGUAUCCUGUGUAUUAAGUGUUCUGCUUUUAUCACAGGCUAUUGCAGUCUGGUGGCUUAACGGUUAGCAUCAAGAAACAAUAAAGGAGUAUGUUUCGAAAGUAAAGGGAAAUUUGCUUUAAUAUUAUGAUAUAAAUGUUUCUAUUGACAUUAUUUUUAUAAGAAUGUAACAACAGGACAUGAAUGACCAUCAAAAAAGUGACAUUUGUAACUAUUACCUUCUGUAGCUGACACAUUUGUAACAUCUGGUUGUAAUACCUUCAGAAAUCAGACUGAUGAACUCAGGUUUUCUGUCUUAAAGAUAUUCAUUUUUUGCUGCAAUUUUUUCAACAACCUAAGAUUUAGUGAUUUUAGGAAAGAAAUUUAGUGCCAGGGGUUUAUAUUACUACAGUAUAUCAGGUUAUUGCAACACCCAGUGGUUGUUAUUCUUGAAUACACAGUUAAGAUGCUGGGAAAUCUCUUGUAAUCUCUGGUAUUUUCUGGCAUUUAAUGAGAUUUUAUGAUGAUAUAAUAAUAAUAUAUAAUUCUUUCCUUGAGAGAUAUUUUUUGAAUUAUUUACCCACGUAGCUGAGAACCAAUUAGUCACCUGUAUGUAGUAGAUAAGCAGUCACUUGUGUCUGAUCUCAUUGUCAUUUUUCUCCUUCAAGAAAAAAUGUCUUUACAUACACUGACUUUGUAUUUUUACCUUAUGAUAUUACGCUAACUAGUCCAGCUACUGUUAUUGUUGUUCAUGCAUAGCAAUGGUCAUGUCAGAUAUUUUUGUGUUAAAUUUGCUUUUAGUGCAAUAGUGUCAGUUGACUUAAUGAGAAUAUGUUGCUGUAUAUUAAACAAAAGCAUUUUUAUGGCAGUAGAUUCCAGUCUUUUUCAGUUGAAGAAUGUCUUUGAUCACAGAUUAGAAAAACUGGCAGCCUUCAGGUGCAGCCUGCUAACCGGUGUUCUUAUUUACCAUAACAUCAGUAUGCUGAUUGGACAAAAAAGAUCAUCCUACACUGUAUUUUAUACAAGGCCUGUGCUGUUCUUUUUUUCAAACAUCAACAAUAACAAAAAAGAAGGUUAAGGACUUUCCCCACUAUGUUUUAAAAGUGAACAAAUGGCUACAGCAUUUAAAAAAAACCCCGUUUUUACAGGUUACUGUGGCAGCAGUGGUUGAAACUUGUUUUAAUCAGUCGGGAGAGGGAGGCUAUCCUUGCAAUAAAUCAGUUUCAUAGAAGAUCAUAGAUUGCCUUCCCUAGAAAGAAUUUUGUGUGUGUGGUUGCUGCACUUAUAAAGGUGAAAAUGACAAAUUUCACAUGUCUGUUAGCACAGUCAGUAAUAGUUUUUAUCUUCAGGCACCGUGAUAUGUACUUAAUAUUUAAAACACAAAGGAUUAAUUGAUUAUCUGUGCAUUUUAGAUGUAUACACUGGUUAAUUAAUCUGUUUCUGUGUUUUAUAAUAGUAUACCUGCUGGCAUGGAUUGUCUCUUGCAUUUUAGGCUUUAAAGUGUUCUUGGUCAAUCCGAACAGUCAAGUUUAAACACAAGUGCUUUGCAGCGCCUUUUCACCUUGGAUCACUGAUGGAACAUUUGUAUUUAUUAUGUAAAUUAUAUAUGUUAUAUUUAAUAUAUGGUUGUGGCUGACUGUAUUCCAAUUAUACAUUGUUACAGUUCUGUUGUGUUUAUUGUGUUGGGAGGGGCCAGCAAGCCACAUAACUGUGCACCUGUUUUAUUGCUCUCUUGUUAUGCCUGUUUACCUUGUGUGGCCCACAAAAGCCUAUAUUUUGACUGUACAAAUUUUUACUUUUAUUUGUACAGCAGCUGAUAUAGAUGUGCAAUAUUGUAUGCCAUGUGGACAAUCAAUGUGCUGAUGUUGUGGUUCUGUGAUACGUCACUUAAUUAUUUGCAUUCCACACUCCUUCAAGACACUAUUUGUGAUCACAUAUAUUGAAGUAUAUGAAACAGUUUCGAAGACAAGAGAGGUCUACAGAUUACUACCAGUAAUCAUCCUUCAAAUCUGUUAUUGUUGACCAAUCUUUACUUUUGAACAUUUAAAGCACACGAUUGAUUUUACCUAAAUUUAUACUUGGUUUGACCUUGUUAUUUAUAUUCAGUUGUUCUUUCUGAAGACAUUCCACAGAUUGAGAAACUGCUACGCAAUAUUUUGUGCACAGCUCGUCCUGCAGCAAAAUGUUUUUGAGACAGUCGUUGCGUUUGUGUCUAUUUCUCAGUUUUUGAUGUAUUCAUUUAAAGUGUUGACAGCAUGUUUAAACAAUUUUUUCAAUAUUUGAUUAUUAAAUUAAAAGACCCACAUGACAAAA